AUGAGCGUUGCCAGGCAGCUCCGACUCUGCUCUAGGUUUGCUCUCCGAAGAAGUUUUUGCACAUCGCCGUGUACGACGAUGGCCUCCCGACACGGCAACACCAAGAGGAUCCAAGGACUCGACAAAAAUGUUUGGGUGGCGUUCACGUCGCUGGCAGCGGACCCUUCCGUAGUCAACUUGGGUCAAGGAUUCCCGGAUAUUUCGCUGCCGCCUUACGUCAAAGAUUCCCUGGUGCAGGCUGUGUCGGUGGACAAGAUGAAUCAGUACACGCGAGGCUUUGGACACCCGACGUUGGUGAAGGCACUCUCUCAAGUUUACGGCAAAGUGUACGGGCGCCCCAUCGACCCGCUCAAGGAAAUCCUGGUAACGGUAGGCGGCUACGGCUCCUUGUUCAGCACCAUACAGGCUCUGGUGGAGGACGGCGACGAGGUCAUCAUCAUAGAACCCUUUUUUGACUGCUACGUGCCCAUGGUGCGCAUGGCUGGGGCUAAACCUGUCCUGAUACCAUUACGACCUAAAUCCGGCAAGAAAAGCACAUCCAGCGCCGAUUGGUACUUGGACCCGGACGAGCUUGCCAGUAAAUUCAACUCCAGGACCAAGGCCAUCCUUAUCAACACUCCGCACAACCCCAUCGGGAAGGUUUUCACCAGGGAGGAGCUGCAAAUGAUCGCCGACUUGUGCGUCAAACACGACACACUGUGUUUCAGCGACGAAGUCUAUGAGUGGAUGGUUUACCGUGGAAACCAGCAUCAUAAAAUUGCAACCUUGCCCGGGAUGUGGGAUCGAACCAUCACCAUCGGCAGCGCAGGGAAGACCUUCAGCGUCACGGGAUGGAAGCUUGGUUGGUCAAUCGGCCCCGAACACCUCAUCCGCCACCUUCAAACCGUCAUGCAGAACACGCUUUACACCUGCCCGACGCCCCUUCAGGAAGCCGUGGCGCAAAGUUUACUCCUGAACUACAAGCUGAUGGGUCAGCCCGAGUGUUACUUUACGUCGCUAGCGGAGGAACUGGAGGGGAAGCGGGACCGCCUGGCCGCCAUCUUGGAGGAGGCCGGAUUGUCGCCAGUCAUCCCCGAAGGAGGCUACUUCAUGCUAGCUGACGUCACAGCGCUAAAUCAAGACCUCUCCCACAUGGACAGUGAUGAAGCCUAUGACUACAAAUUUGUCAAGUGGAUGAUUAAAGAAAAGAAACUGGCCGCCAUUCCCGUCACUGCAUUUGUCGGGGAGGAAUCCACCAAGUCCUUUGAGAAAUAUAUCCGUCUUUGCUUCAUCAAGAGAGACGAAACUCUUGACGCGGCGGAGCUCAUCCUGAAGAAGUGGAGGUCGUCUGAAAGCAGCGGCUAA
Molecule: messenger RNA, 1344 nt
Organism: Nerophis lumbriciformis (worm pipefish)
Lineage: Eukaryota; Metazoa; Chordata; Actinopteri; Syngnathiformes; Syngnathidae
Source: RefSeq, a predicted model, not a curated record